This is a messenger RNA of Pundamilia nyererei, 4144 nucleotides long. It is a transcript of the gene cacng2a, whose product is annotated as calcium channel, voltage-dependent, gamma subunit 2a. Gene Ontology annotation, cellular component: voltage-gated calcium channel complex; AMPA glutamate receptor complex; postsynaptic density membrane. Gene Ontology annotation, molecular function: channel regulator activity; voltage-gated calcium channel activity. Lineage: Eukaryota; Metazoa; Chordata; Actinopteri; Cichliformes; Cichlidae. The transcript has 4 exons. The coding region runs from base 1865 to 2851 and encodes 328 amino acids. Gene Ontology annotation, biological process: postsynaptic neurotransmitter receptor diffusion trapping; neurotransmitter receptor transport, postsynaptic endosome to lysosome; regulation of AMPA receptor activity. The record is from RefSeq and is a predicted model, not a curated record.
AGAAACGGAAUUAAAAAAUCUUUAAUAUCUUUCCAGCAACUGGCCUCCAUUGCUGCAGCGCUGAGCGCGCGCACACACGCCGACACUGUGGGCCUUUAAAGCGUCGCCAGAGCGGAAGGAGGAAAGUGACCCUCCGAUUCAAGAGCGGCUUCUUUACACUGACAUCACUCAGCGUCCGAGGAAAAAGGGGGGAAACGGCUGGAGUGGAUGUGUUGAAUGUAUAGCGCUGCUCACAUUGACAUCGUGACAACACCAGCGCUGUCCGUGGAUCUGUGCGAGUCGCUCCCCUGAUUGUGUAAUAUCAUUUUUUCACCCCCUUCCUGCAAAAGCGGCCGAACCUGCACCCGAGAGCGCAGGAGAGAGAGCAGCGGCAGAAGCAGCAGAAGAAGAAGAAGAAGAAGAAGAAGAGGAGGAGGAGGAGGCGAGAGCAGGGGGAUCGCAGCCUUCAUCAGAAUUUAUUUUUUCUUGUUAUUACAUGGCGCAAGGGCUAUACAAACGGGACCGUCCUGGGUGUGAUACUGCCACGGUGAAUUUGGAUAUCCACGCAGCAGCAGCACCACCAUCCUCCUCCAUCCGCCGAAGAAGCACCGUGGGUUGCGGCGGCGCCCACACCGACUCCUCAUCCUCCUCCUGCCGGCUCCAUGUCGAGUGAUGGUCGGCUUGCCUUGCUGGAUGCUCCCCGCUCUCUCCGGAUCGUCGACCACCGAACCUCCUCUGACCGCAGACCCCCAUUUUCGGCGGAAACCUUCCCAGAGCUAUAGGGCUACAUAUGGAAACUGGGGAUCAAAAUUUUAGGAAAAAGGAAAAUCUAAGCGGUUAAUUUAUUUUUUUUAAAACUAAUUUAUUACUAUUUUUGUUAGGUUUCGAUCUGGUUUUGAGCGUGUGUGUUUCUUUGCGCCGGCUAAUGAAUUAAUUUAGUCGUUGAGCCUUGAUUUCCUCAUUCCACCGGGUUGAUUUGUGAGAAGACAGAUUUGCUUUUAACCUCACAACAGGCUGUUAUAAAACACGCAGGGAAUCGCUUUUAUUUCCUCUCGACAGGACUCGAAUCGGUCCGUUUGUUUACUCUUCGCUGUCACCACUAAUAUGACAGAUUUAGAUUUUGUCCUUCGUUUCCUUCCCCAGUUUAUUUUUACUAAUAAAAGCCACUAGAAUAAUACUAUUAAUAACAACAAUAGUCUUUAGAAUAGCUCUAUUUCUGAAUACUUACUAGUAAACGUAAUGUUAUAGCCUUUGACUAAAGCAACUUGUUGUAACAGACGUAUUGAACUGUUGUACUUCAAACCUGCCAUUACUCCAACACCGCACCCCCCACCCACCCAGCCGUCUCUUUGCUCCAUUUGAGCUCGUGUAAAUUCAGCUCAGUGCUUAUAGCUGUGAUCUCUACAAGUCAACGAACAGGUUGUACAAAAUCAGCCUUGCUUGUCUUUUUAGGCUCCUCUUAGUUACCCCAGGCUUUAAUUAACCAGUCAUAGAUCUGUGUUAAUAAUCACAUUUGUAGCUUUUGUUUUCUUGCUGCAAGUGGCUCCAGUGCUGGGCUCCAUCUGCAGCUCCAGGCCUGCUGAGGUGCUGUCAUCCUCUGCAUACCUAAUUUUUCCACACAUCUUUUUGGGUGUGAAAGUUAAAACAAACAGAGAGGAGAGACUUCACCGCCUCUUCCUCUCUCCCCCUUCUCUCUGCCAUAGUUAGUUUUUUCUCUUGUUUUGGUCCUCACCCAAACGCAACCAUAAGGUUCCUACCGCAUCCUCCGCCUCCUUCUUCCCUCUCCUUCCGCUCGAGUAUAUCCCGUUUUUUCGGUUUGAUUUGGUCCCGCAAAUUUUCAAAUAUUUACUUCCUAUACAUCAAGAGGAAAGGGGGUCCCCCUUUCAUGGAAUGCGGAAACAUGGGUCUGUUCGACCGCGGAGUCCAGAUGCUGCUGACCACGGUGGGCGCCUUCGCGGCCUUCAGCCUCAUGACCAUCGCGGUCGGCACGGACUACUGGCUGUACUCCCGCGGCGUCUGCAGGACCAAGUCCAUGAGCGAGAACGAGACCAGCAAGAAGAACGAGGAGGUGAUGACCCACUCGGGCCUGUGGAGGACGUGUUGCUUGGAAGGAAACUUCAAAGGCAUGUGUAAACAGAUAGACCACUUUCCCGAGGAAACAGAUUAUGAAGCAGACCCAUCUGAGUACUUCUUACGUGCGGUGCGAGCCUCCAGCAUCUUCCCCAUCCUUAGCGUCAUCCUGCUCUUCAUGGGAGGCCUGUGUAUAGCUGCCAGUGAGUUCUACAAGUCACGCCACAACAUCAUCCUCAGCGCAGGGAUCUUCUUUGUGUCUGCAGGCCUGAGCAACAUCAUCGGGAUCAUUGUGUACAUAUCAGCCAACGCAGGAGACCCUUCAAAAAGUGACUCGAAGAAGAACAGCUACUCUUACGGCUGGUCUUUCUACUUCGGUGCCCUCUCCUUCAUCAUGGCUGAGAUGGUGGGCGUCUUGGCCGUGCACAUGUUCAUCGACCGCCAUCGACAGCUGCGAAUAGGGGCGCGCGCAGCCGACUACCUCCAAGGCUCGGCCAUAACACGGAUCCCCAGCUACCGCUACCGCUACAGACGCCGCUCGCGCUCCUCCUCCCGCUCCACAGACCCGUCGCAUUCUCGCGACACCUCGCCGGUGGGCCUCAAGGGCUUCAGCGCGCUGCCAUCCACGGAGAUCUCCAUGUACACGCUUCCCCGGGACACCCUCAAAUCCUCCGGCACACCAACCGCCACCUACAACUCUGAGAGGGACCACAACUUCCUGCAAGUCCACAACUGCAUCCAGAAGGACUUGAAAGACUCGAGCCACACCAACACAGCGAACCGCCGCACCACGCCUGUAUGAGAGAGUCGACACAGGCCAGGCCAGCACGGCGGAGACCAGGAGACACGGAAACCCCUGUGGGUGGAGAACGCCCCAGGAGAAGAUGGAUUUCCAUGUUUAUAGACAUUUGUUCUUUUUGUUCAGCUGCAUGACUUUUCCAUUACCAUUGUUGAGAGAGUUUCAACAAGUCUGCUGUGUUCCUGGAUUGAAUGGCAGAGGACUGAGAGUGGGACAGGAUGUCCCAAGGAAGUGAGCUCUGUCAGGUAUUUUUGAGCAGGAUUUGUUUGAGGUUCGGGGCGCUGACAGGGAGGGUGGGAGGGGUGGGCAUUUAUGAGACAAAGAAUUGGUUUCAUCAUUUCAUUGCCCUUAUGUUUGACAGUAUUGCCCCACAAGUUUGGUUGGAGCAACAGGUCAAGCUCCCCCCUCAGCCAGCCUGCCACCUCUUUUAUUUACUGACUGAUUUGUUCAUUUUUUUUGCAUUAAAACUGUGAAUUGUUACAGCUUGGGAUUCAGUAAGAAUUACCCCAAUCUGUAAUCUCUAACAAAGGUACUAUAUAUACAUAUAUAUAUGUAUUACUUUUAUAAAUCAAUUAUUACGUUAAUAAUCAAGAGAUACAGACUUUACCGAAGCAAAAAAAGAGAAAAAACACACACACAUACACAAAAAAAAUCGAGUUAACUAAACCAAGUGCUGUUGGUAAUAUGAGAAAAGACUCUUUUAGUAUCCUUUCAUUCGAAGGUCGAGAACAAGAGAUGGUCCUUCAGGUAGCAGCAGUACAGCAGCCACCACAGGCAGACGCAGACAGUAGAAUAAUAUCUUUUAAUAGAACCUUCUCGUCUUUUUCUCGGUCCCUGUUCACUUUCUUUUUUUAUAUGGGGGGGGUCGUAACGCGAGAGUCGAAACCCCUUAACAGAAAGAGCCAACAAAAGGGGGUUAAAGGUCACACAAAGCGAAGACUCCAAACACGACUUCUGCUAAAUAAGAAAGGAAGGAGCAGAGGGCAAGGAAAAGAAGAGGACGCCAAACACAAAAAUAAAAACAAGUUAAAUAUGAAAUAGUACAAGAGAAGCUAAGUGACUCACAAUUUCAGAAAUUAAAUGCAUGCUAUAAAAUUACAGCAAAUCUGCUCUGAGAAACUUAAGUUUUAAAGGUUAAUAAUUAUAAAGGGGGGGGGGGAAAGCCAAGGCGCUAAAGUAUUAAUGUUUUCAUGUGUAUUUUUCUUAUGUUUUUUAUUUAUUUAUUUAGUUCAUUACUGCUUUUGUGAGACGAACCAAACAAUCUACAUGGAACAAAACUGCUUUUUUAAAUGGUUU